Messenger RNA from Neoarius graeffei (lesser salmon catfish), 4981 nucleotides. It is a transcript of the gene lemd3, whose product is annotated as LEM domain containing 3. The record is from RefSeq and is a predicted model, not a curated record. Gene Ontology annotation, cellular component: nuclear inner membrane. NCBI's taxonomy places the organism in Eukaryota, Metazoa, Chordata, Actinopteri, Siluriformes, Ariidae. Gene Ontology annotation, molecular function: chromatin DNA binding. The transcript has 13 exons. Gene Ontology annotation, biological process: negative regulation of BMP signaling pathway; nuclear envelope organization. The coding region runs from base 8 to 2569 and encodes 853 amino acids.
UGCAAAGAUGGCGUCCGUGCAGCUAACGGACGAGGAGCUUUUCUCGGAGUUAAAACGCUUCGGUUUCUCUCCGGGCCCGGUUACGGAGAACACGCGGCCUGUAUACUUAAAAAAACUCAAAAAACUACGCGAGGAGCAACAACAGCGUUCCAGAGGCGUGAAAGGGCGAAACGGCAGCAGCGUCAACAAUAACAGUAGUAGCAGCAGUGCUAGCAGCAGCGGCGGCGGUGGUCAUAACACAGCGGCGGGAACCUCAGCGUUCCGGGCUCGGCCGACGGCCAGUGACGUCACGUACGUGAACUCGACGCGAAGCCCAGGCACUCGACCACUUUUGAACGAAAAGCGAGCAGACAGGAGCGGAAAGUUCGUCUUGGGCUUUAGCUCGGACGAGUCAGACGUGGAGGCGCCGCAGAAAAAGGGAGGCCUGAACCACAGCGGCGGCAGCAGGAGAGACCGAGGCUCGGCGCUUCACUCCGUAAGGCCUACUACACCAGAGACACCCGCCGCCGGCGCACGCAGAAGUACCGGUCUCGGUUUAAACAACAGCAGCAGCAGUAGUAAAUUCCAUCUCGGGCUUUCAGAGAGCAGAAGAAGCGGCCUCGGUUCUCCGUGGUGGACAGAACGGGGGAAAUCCAGCUUCGGAGACUUGGAUAAGGAUGACGGCGAACCGGAGGACGGUCUCGAAGAGGAGCCUCAAAGGACCGGGAGAACUCUGAACGGUAGUAAAGGGUCUUACAGUAACAAGCUCUGUGGGGAUUAUUCUGAUUCGGACGAAGAAGACGAGGAGGAGGAGGAACGGGAAUACCGACGCGACCGCCGUCUGCUCUCCAGACGGAGUGCGACGAAGUUCACGUCCACUCCGUACAAAAGCGUCUGGGAGUCGGAGCGCGUCCGGGAAAAGGUUGCAGACACCAGGCCCGGUGCUGCCGGUCAAGACAUGGCGAGUGAGGACGACAGAGAGACCAGCGAGUUUACAGGGAGCUAUCUGAAAAGUUCCCGCUUCACGAGUGUAAACGGCGAGGAGGCCGCGGCGACCACCGAGAGCUUCAGCUCCGGACUCAGACCUCGGUUUUCCACGUACAACAGCCUGGCCUCCAAUUACGCCUUCAACCACUCGAACCACACCGGCUCCAACCAUAACUACAGCCCCAAACGGAAGGCCACGGGACCGGAGGAUGAGCUGCUGGAGCAGUUUAAACGGGACGAGGUGUCAGUCACCGGCGGCUUCAGCGCACACUACCUGUCCAUGUUCCUCCUGACCGCCGCCUGCCUCUUCUUCGUGCUGCUCGGCCUCAUGUACCUGCGCAUGCGGGGCUCUGGAGCCCCAGACGGAGUGAAUGGCAGAAGCCACCCAUUUGGUGCAGAAUUUGAUAAAACAUAUAGCCACACAGAGAGAGACACCAUCCUCAGUCUUCUCCUCCAUCUGCAUGACCAUCUGGCCAAUACUGCAGGUGAACAUGACUGCAAAGAUCUCAACGAACCAUUAAACAGAAGUGUCUCCUUCUCGGAGGCCACCAAGUAUUUGAAGCUGCAAAAUAAAAGCUAUGAAUGUUGGAUAGAAACAGCCAUGGAGUGGAUCAUUAGAACUGGAGAUAUUUCUGGAAUAAGGUUGAUUACAGAUGACCCUAUGCAACUAGUGGAGGAUGUGUCUGACAUUACUCGUCUGGAGUCCACACACCCUCGCAUGUCCUUCAUUUGCCGCCUUCGACGAGCCUUCUUCACUGUGAUCUACAGAGUGCUCCUCAUCCUUGCUGGAAUUGCCAUUGUUUAUGGCGUACUGCGUUACAUGAAGUACCGAUGGAGGAGGGAGGAGGAGGAGACCAGGCAGAUGUAUGACAUGGUGGAGAGAAUCAUAGAUGUCCUGAGGAGUCAUAAUGAAGCAUGCCAGGAAAACAAGGACCUGCAGCCUUUUCUGCCCAUUCUUCAUGUGCGGGAUUCUCUCAUUCAGCCUCAGGAGAGGAAGAAGAUGAAGAAAGUAUGGGAUAGAGCUGAAAAAUUUGUCUCUGCAAACGACUCCCGCAUCCGGACAGAAGAACAGAGGAUUGGAGGAGCAGAUUUCCUGGUGUGGCGGUGGCUUCAGCCUCCCCUGUCUUGUGACAAGAUGUGCAAUAUGCCUUCCAAAGUAUGGCAGGGAAAAGCAUUUCCACUGGAUCGAAGGAAUUCACCACCAAACAGUUUAACGCCGUGUCUGAAAAUUCGCAACAUGUUUGACCCUGUAAUGGAGGUGGGGGAAAACUGGCAUCUUGCCAUUCAAGAAGCCAUUUUGGAAAAAUGCAGCGAUAAUGAUGGGAUUGUCCACAUUGCCGUUGAUAAGAAUUCACGAGAGGGCUGUGUUUAUGUGAAGUGCCUUUCAGCCGAGCACUCUGGGAAAGCUUUCAAGGCACUGCAUGGCUCUUGGUUUGAUGGAAAGCUGGUGACUGUUAAGUACCUACGUCUUGACCGCUACCACCAGCGUUUCCCGCAGGCCUUGGGCUGUAACACACCACUGAAACCAUCCAGUUCCAGCAUGAACACCAUGGCCCGGUUACACCAGCGCUCCAGCCCAUCCAGCUUCCUAAGCUUCUCCUGAGCCCGAACCUUGUCCUCUUAUGCGCUCUCUUCCUUUUCUUCUCCUUCUCUCUCUGAGAGUCUCCCUGUUUCCUGGGUCUUUCCCUGCAGUCGGAGCCAUGCUCAGGAGCUUUUCCUUCAUUGAAGACAUGGUCUUUUGUAAGCAGGUCUAAAGUGACUGUUUGCUGCAACCCUGUCAGCUUAUUUGUCUUGGAGAUGGAGCUGAAGAGGAGAGCUGUGCACAAUGAACAUUUUGGGAGUUGUCAGAGCUUUGCUUAGGACAGCUAGUCAUGCAUAUCCCUCCUCUGAAACUUUGGUGCAAUGGACACAAUUAUCUAUUAUGCUUUUCUUUUUUCUGUCUCCCCCCCCCCCCUUUUUUUUUUUUUUUUUGUUUAAAAACACAGACUGGGUUUAUGGACUAAACAAGGAAACAUUGCUUCCAAUUUAUUCUAAUAUUCAGAUUUGAGGAUGUACGAGAGAGAACUGAAGCUGCAGUCUGUGGUUCCUCUCUUGUCUGGGUUUUUUUUUUGUUUUGUUUUGUUUACUCCUCUACUUGGUCAAAAGGAGUUUUGUUGGGCUAUACAUAGCUGCAUGUGCUGGUUCCAAUAUCCCUAUAUUUAUGCUUUAAAUUGUAUCAUAUAACGUGGAUGUUUAUUUCCCUGAAGACUUUUUAACUUUAUGUAUUUCCUUUCUUUGUAGUUUUUAGUCCAAAACAAUGGCAUGCACACACUCUCAAAGGGGUGCUGUAAAUAUUUUGUCGAAUGGUGGUGGUUAAAAUUGUCUAUAUAAAACUGCAGAUUGCCAUAAGCUCUAAUUCAUUUCCUACCAACAAACGAGUGAAAAGACGUACCAGAGGGGAUGCUGUAACCACGCGGUAGUGAUAUACAAGCCGCUUGGUUUUAAAACGCGUGUCCAGUAAUUGGCUUCUUCUGUAAUUUAAUGCGUCUUCCCCCCUCCCCCCAACUUCAUGCAUUUCUCACCUCAGUCCUGCCAUUUUGAUUGUAUUCCAUUGUACUCUAAUGUAUUAUUAUUAUUAUUACUAUUUUCUUUAUAUUUUGAAAGUUAUGCAUUUUCAUUAUUAUUGGUGCAGUUUCAUGGUUUUGAUUUUUCUUUCCUCAUCCACAGACCUCCUCUGGCCACCAAAGCGAUUUAGUGCACAGCUAAAGCUAAAGUAUUCCACGUGAUCAGGAUCAGCACACCUGGUCACGGUGUUUCAGUAUGUUGCUGUUUCCACCGUGUUUUACCCAUCGUGUGUCGUAGUCCUGUGAGAGAGGGGCAGAUAAGCCAUGCUGAUCUUCACAAAGCAUGUUUUGUUUAAAUAUGGUGAGGGUUCAUUUGAGAUUAAUAAAGUGUAAAUUUGUAAGAAACAUUGUCCCCAAUUAAUUAUCAAGGGUCCGAUUAACUCCUGUGGGCCCAUACAAAGGUUGUAAUGACUUGGCGAUAUCAAAGUUGCAGAGUGAUUGACCAAGCAGUUAUAUGAUGGGUUUGGUAAAAACCUAUCAUAUAACUUAGUUCUUCCCUUAGUUCUCCAUAUUUUUUCUAAAAAAAAAGUCAUUUCUAUCAGAAAUGCAGUGCAGAUGGAGUGGAGUAUUUGCAGCAAGAAGUACAAGCAAUGCACAAAACAGUGCACUGUUCUCUGCAGCAAAUGACCAAAUCGUGCCUUAAUUUUGUGUUUUAGGGACUGGCGCUGCACCUGCUGGGAAUGUGUUUACUAUUUUUAAAUUAAUUUCCAAAAUUGAGUGGAAUCAUCAUUUGAGGAGCAGAGGUAGUCAAUUCUCUGAUAAAACUCCUGAAUAUUUUUUUUUUUUUUUUUUAAUGGCCAUGGCAUGAGAUGUCUAGUACACUCAUGGGUGCAGUUAAUUAUAAACUAUUCAUCCGGUCAGUUCGACUGGUCAUCAAGGUUGCACACUAUAGUGUCUCACCUCUGCACAAGUGCUUUUUUGACUGCAGGGUUGACCUAUUUAAACAAUUGUAUGAUCUCAGAGCUGACGUGAGGAAAAAUGCAGACAUGUUACUGUACUUGCACACAGUGUAAUUUGCUUUGUGUCCAUAGCCCAGUGUUUUUACCCCUUUUUAGUGUGUUUCCCUUUUUCUGUGUAGGCUGUAAAUUCAGUGAAUGUAAACUUGGUUUGGUGUGGCGUGGCUUGAAAUGGUGCCUGACUUGCAUCUCCAUUAUUGUUUUUUUUUUUUUGUUUGUUUGUUUUUUUCCCCUCCUCUAUGAUGUACCUUCUGUACACUGAACAUUUUUAUCUGUACAAAGUAAUAUUAUGCAGCAGCAGCGGUCUCAGCAGAUUUUAUGGUUUUGACCAAGAUCCCUGACCUGCAAGUCAGAGGGGAACGUGAACAAUAAUCCAGGCUUUUUCAAGCUUCAGAUUGUUUUAAUGUAAUUUUGUCACUUGUUAAACCUGCUCUAAUUAAAGGUUUAUUAGGGGUU